Messenger RNA from Sorghum bicolor (sorghum), 2112 nucleotides. RefSeq names its product elongation of fatty acids protein 3-like. Bases 1039 to 1875 code for a protein of 278 amino acids. The record is from RefSeq and is a predicted model, not a curated record. Gene Ontology annotation, molecular function: fatty acid elongase activity. Gene Ontology annotation, biological process: sphingolipid biosynthetic process; very long-chain fatty acid biosynthetic process; fatty acid elongation, saturated fatty acid. The transcript has a single exon. Gene Ontology annotation, cellular component: endoplasmic reticulum membrane. Lineage: Eukaryota; Viridiplantae; Streptophyta; Magnoliopsida; Poales; Poaceae.
CUAAAAUAGCAAGUUUGCUAUCUCUAAACUUUCGCAUGUCACAUGUAGCAUGUCGUCCUCACUAGCUAUCAUAUACAAAUGUUGUUGUGAAACCCUAUGCUUUGAGUGAGUUUUUUAUUCUACACAAUGGCUAAAUCUUGUAGUUUAGAAUAUAAUUUUAGGAGAUGCUCUAAAUGAGGUUAUUUUUGUUAUUGUUUGGCUGAAGAACAUGUUCUAAUGCGAGGAGCAACUCAGAAAUCUACCUCAACUUCAAAUGAUCUCGUGCGAUGCUGUUUCAAAAUCUGUGACUGCUGAUUGAUUGCCUUGAGGAAGAAUAUAUAUCCGGGCCCAGGCCCCAGGGGAAUGGGAUGCCAGAUUAAUAAACGACACAACUCUUGAAGGCUUCAAUCGCCCUUCUGUUCCUCGGUGUGUCUUUCUUGUUGGCUCUGUCGAUACAUAAUGGUGAUGUUGCCCCAAUGCUUACAUUCUUUUUGGGCAUGCCUCCACUGAUGGAAAUUUGGUAUGCGUUUUCUCAUGACGUGAAGAUUGAAAUUAGGCAGAAGCAAGCAAUGUCUUUAAAUAAACUUUGCUUAUUGUGUGGUAGUAUCCAAGUAUCACUCAGUCAGCAUGGAGGAGAUAGCAGCCGUAUACGCCCCAAACUUGCCCGUUGUGUUCUUGGAGGCUUGGCCAAAAUUUUCAGUAUGAUGCGAGGUGCCCGUAGUUUUCUUGGAGGCCCCAGAAUCUGCAGUAUAAUGCGAAUUUGUUCAGUCUGGGUUUUAUCCCACGUCCACGCCUAUCACGUGACGGCCACGAUUUAUUCGCCGUACGGACUGGAUGCGGCCGCUGUCCACUGUCACUGUGAGUGGCAACGGCCCAACGCGGCUCUUGCUCUUCUUCCCUUCCGAAUUCCCGAUCAACCGCCUCGGCCUCGGCCCAGCACGACGUGGCACGUGGAACGCCACACAGGGAAGGGAAGGGGCUGAGGGAGCACCGGAGCAGGCGAGGUAGCCGACGCCGAGCAGAUCAGUUCCAGCGGCCGGUGCGUGCGAGGCGUGACCGAUGGCGGCCGCGUCGCUGCUGAGCCGGGUGCGGUGGCUCCUGGUGGAGCACCCGGCGGUGGCCUCGUUCCGCUGGCAGCCAGGCCGCACGGUCGGCGCGACGGCGUCCUUCGCGGCCGCCGUCAUCUGCGGCUACCUCGCCGCGGUGCUCGUCCUCCGCCGCCUCGUCCUGCCGCGCGUCCCGCCGCUCCCUCCGCCGGCGCUCCGCGCGGCAUCCGCCGCCCACAACGCGGUCCUGCUGGCGCUCUCCGCCGCCAUGGCCGCCGGGUGCGCGCUCUCCACGGCCGCCGCGGCGCCGGCGCCGCGAAGGUGGGCGUGGCCCUUCUGCUUCCCGCCGCGGGGCGCCACGGAGGCGUCGGGCCCGGUCUUCUUCUGGGCGCACGUCUUCUACCUCUCCAAGGUGUACGAGCUCGGCGACACGCUGCUCAUCCUGCUGGCCCGCCGCCCGCUCACGCUGCUCCACGUCUACCACCACGCCGUCGUCGUCGCCAUGUGCUACCUCUGGCUCGCCACGCGCCAGUCCCUGAUGCCCAUCGCGCUCGUCACCAACGCCGGCGUGCACGUCGUCAUGUACGCCUACUACCUCUCCUGCAGCGUGGGGCUGCGCUGGCCCAACCGCUGGAAGCGCGCCGUCACCGAGCUGCAGAUCGUGCAGUUCCUCUUCAGCUUCGCCGCCUCCGUGGUGAUGCUGUGGCUCCACUUCACCGCCGGCGGCUGCGAGGGGAUGGCCGGCUGGGUGUUCAACGCCGUCUUCAACGCGUCGCUGCUCGCGCUCUUCCUCAACUUCCACGGCGCCGCCUACAAAGCCGGCAAGGGCAACAAGGGUAAAGCAGAAUGACGAGGCCAAACAACCUGAUUAGCCGGCAAUCAAUUCCUCGUGAGGUUUAAAUGGAUUUCAUUACGCUGUUGUGAUAGAGCAAAUUUAUGAUUUGAAUCUUAUUUUAACCACUCCCGAAAACAUUUGUUUGAUGUUGCUUCUUCGAUGUGACAUUUGGUGUAGCCAAAUCACUGAUCCCAACUCUCUGAAGUCUGAAAGACUUGUUGGAAUAGUACACACUGACCGCCCUUGGAGUAA